This is a messenger RNA of Darwinula stevensoni, 1030 nucleotides long. The record is from the annotation of a GenBank genome assembly. NCBI's taxonomy places the organism in Eukaryota, Metazoa, Arthropoda, Ostracoda, Podocopida, Darwinulidae.
CCGUCCUCUACGAUCCUCCCUCUUUCGCGUGCAGUCACUCGCGAGAUGGAAGCUGAUAUUGUGUGAAUUCUCCAUCGGCCUUCAAGAGGAGGUUCCUUUCGUUCGUCGUGAGGAAGACUUCGCGGGCAUCAAGAAAUGGGACCCUACCUUCAGGCACCCAUGCAGACCCCGUGAGGAACCUAGAGAGUCCUAAAUAAUCCGCGCUAACCCCAUCCAGCCUUCGUCCAAGAGGAUGACCGGAUCCUUCGCCUUCCUCUGGAUUUCCCUCCUUUCCCCCUUCCCCUGGGUGGCCGGGCACAAAGACUGUCCGAACUGGACGAGGCUGGGGAAUUCGGGCCAGGUGCCCUGCACCUGCUCCGAACCACGCUCCGGCGCAGUGACAGUGGAUUGCUCGAACGCUGAGACUAGUGUAAAGCUCUGGUCGGCCUUCAACAAGGUUUCCUGGUCAUCGACUCAAUUCUGGAAAUUCAAGAUGGACAAGAACCCCAACGUGGAAGAGAUCCAAGAAGAUGCAUUCGCAAGCGUCUCCUUCGAGAGGAUCAACAUCCGCAACAGCGCCCUUAGGACGAUCCAUCCGUCGGCCCUCCUCGCUUCCGCAGAGACGCUAUUCAUGCUGGAAAUCUUCUCCAGUCGCAUGGAGAGUUUUCCUUUCUACAUCCUCCCCCAGCUGACCAGCCUCAAGGCUCUGAUCCUCCCGCUCAAUCGCUUCGCGUCCGUCCCGCCCCUUCAGAGCGGAAGCCUCGAGGAACUCUACUUAAUGUGGAAUAAAAUUUUGAGGUUUGAGAAAGACGGAUGGGCGACUCCUAAAUUGAAGAAACUCAUUUUAGAUGGGAACCCUUUCUCGGAGUUCCCAUCGGAUGUCAUCAAGGGAUUGGAGAGACUGGAGGAGUUCUCUUGCGCGGACUGCAACCUGGGACCGAGCCUUCCGAGCGGGUUACUCAAUUUCCGCAGCGAGACCUUGAAGGUGGUGAAUCUCGCUUGGAAUAAAAUCGUCAGGUUGGAGCCCGGAGCCAUCACAGGUAGGAUCCUC